AGAAAAAAGAAAAGGGAAAAAGAAAGAAGGAAAAUCCAGGUAGGAGUUACAACGGUCUAAAAAUCCGUUAGGGAGUAAAUGGUGGAGGCAGGGGUGAGUGUAAGCAUCUGACUACAUUCUUGGACGUUGCUUCCCUCCCAACUCUCUCACUUUUGCUUCCCUCCCUCCCACCUCUCACUCACUUUGGCUUUCCCUCUCAACUCUCAAUUUCUCUCUCCUAUCAGCGUUACAAGUCUCCAUCAUCUUUUUCAUCUUCUGUGAAUAAAAAAUAAAAAUGGAGGCUGCAAAAAUAGAGUGGAAAAGCAUAGAGUCAAUAUUCGUGGUGGAUCAAGUAUUCGAGAACAUCAAUGCUCCUCAGUGGGUUGAUUUCUUGGCUUCUCCUUCUUCCCCUGCCGAUGAUGUUGCUUGGUUUUGUCGUCCUGAUUGUAAGCAUCCUGCAACUGCUGAAGAUUUCCUAACUUCAACCCCUUCUUCUUCUUCCAAGCUUUUAAGAUCUGUUAGUGUUUCCAAGCUCAUUGGACUUGCCGAUUGGACUCGCAGGGAGGCGACGAAUUUGAAGAGGCGCGGAGCCGCGAAUCAAUUAUCCGGUGUCGCAAAUGAGGAGGAUUCUGAAAAUCAAAACCCUAAUUUCUCAACUCCUCCUCCUAAUCACAAUCAAAUUAAAUAUUACAACAAGGCUGAAAUCAAGUCCAGCGCCCCAAAGGAUGACUAUUCUGAGAUUAUGCUUCACAGUGAUGAUAAACCCAGGUUAAAGGCCACUCUUUCGGCUAAGGAUUUGUUUGGUGGGAGGGACCUUUUUGGCAAAAUUACCGAUUUCUGUAACGAUUUGAAGAAAAUGGCCGGAACUACCACGUCUACCAGGCUCAAGGAGACAGAGCAUAUAAAGACGCAGGAGGAGGAGCAACACCAACAACUAGGUCCUCUCAAAUUCAAUUCCAACCAGCCUUACAAACCAUUAGGUCCCGCCACCACCAUUGUCGCCCCGACGAAAAUACAGGAUGCUUUAGCUUCCCGCGUGGACAAGAAGAUGAAUGAGAGAGAUAAGGAAAGGAAACCUUUUCUUGAGGUUAAAUUUGAAGCUGGAGAGAAAACCAAUUGCAAGUCCAAGCUCAGGAACAAGAUCAUGAGGGAUGACGAAGCAGAGAAUAUCCCUAUUUCUCUGGAUUUGAACAAUGUAAAGCGCGAGACAAAGAUAUUGCCAAUACGGACAAAUCCUCCUACGCCUCAAGGUUUUUCAGCCACUCGUGAUCCUAUCAAGGCCACGCCUUCAAAGGGCCCAAAGUCCAAACUCGCAGAGAGAGAGAUAUUUCAAGAAUUGGGCCAGAACAAGACACUUAGGGAAGAGCUUGAUGAUAAGAAGGAAAAUGGGAAUGCAUCACUUUCUGCUGCAAAACAAGGAAGAACUUUGGAUGUCUUUUGGUUUUUGAAGCCCUGCACACUGUCCAGCUAAUCAACAAAAAUCAACAAAGUUUUAAGCAUAAUCAUUCUUUCUAUUUUCGUUUCUGUCAUAAUCAUUCUUUCAAAUUGUUCAUCUGUCAUAAUCAUUCUUUCAAUUUGUUCAUCUAUCAUAGGUUUAGGGAGGAAAGAAGAAACGAAUCCCAAUUAUCCAUUCAGUUUGUCACAUAGUCGUACAUGAAUAGGUUUAUAUUCUUUCAAAUGUUCAAUAUUCAUUUGUCAGUGAUGAUCUAAUAAAAGAGGUAAACUUUUCAAGCA
Molecule: messenger RNA, 1713 nt
Organism: Spinacia oleracea (spinach)
Lineage: Eukaryota; Viridiplantae; Streptophyta; Magnoliopsida; Caryophyllales; Amaranthaceae
Exons: 6
Coding region: 275-1450 (391 amino acids)
Source: RefSeq, a predicted model, not a curated record